Molecule: messenger RNA, 1083 nt
Organism: Naegleria gruberi
Lineage: Eukaryota; Heterolobosea; Eutetramitea; Acrasida; Naegleriidae
Exons: 2
Coding region: 1-1083 (360 amino acids)
Source: RefSeq, a predicted model, not a curated record
AUGACCCAACCUGCUCUCCCUGGUACAGAAUUAUUUGAUAAUAAUUCAUACGGAGAGGAUCUUUCCCAAGAAUUUUAUUCCUCUCCUUUGCCAAAGUAUCCUUAUGAAGAAGAACAGCAAGAAUUUGACGAUAUUUUCAAUUCGCAGGAUGAUGCGAAGAAUCAAGACAAUCAAGGUGUUAGCGUACCUUCUACUCCUGCUGUCCAUGCUGAGCGUUCCAACAUUUUGGAAGGCAGCAAUGUUGUUGAUCAAGGCUUGUUGGUUGCUCCUACAACUGAUUUAUGCUAUUGUCAAGAACAAAUUCAACAACAAAUCAAUCUUACAAUGUUAAUGUUUUCUAUGAUCAUCAAUGGACAACUCCAACUGGUUCCUACUCUACAACCCACAACAACACUUGAAGUGUUGGGGGAAGCACACCAUCCACCAACCAGAAAGACCUCCAAAACUUUGAAGAGAAAGGCUAUCGAUUCUGGUAGUGAAGAUGAUGAUGAUCAUUCGAGUGUUUCUUCAUCUACUCCAAAGAAGAAGACCAAGCAACAGAGCAGUGCACCAAUGACAAUGUCACCACCUCCUAACACUGAUAACAACCAAACUCUUUUAGUGAGUAGUGGAGCUGUGCACAAUGAUAUUUAUGUGCAGUUCGAAAAACCACUCGAUAAGGAGAUUUCAGUCCAAUGGUCUCUUUACUGGUCUUCAAAGCCAACAACUCAAAUCAAUGAACAUGCUAAAGUUGAUUUUACAUUCCAUCCUUACGAUGGUACUGUCUACAGACUCAACAUUCUACAAGGUAAAAAUUUAAUUCCAUACCUAAAAGAACACAAGCAACUUCCUAAAAAGCCUUCAAAGCCUAAAGAAUUAUCUGAAGGAGGAAUCUACUAUUUACAAGUCAAUUCCCAACUUUAUCAAUUAUAUUCAAAGUACAAUCAAAAAGACAACGAAUUAGAUAACACUCUUAUUUUAAAUUCCAGCACUUGCACUGGUAAUUUAUCAAUGCAAUGGGUUAAACAAUCCAACUAUACCCACAAACCAUUCCCAACACCUACCUGUCAAAUUAGUUCCAUCAUUUCAAAUGAUGCUAAUUAG